AUGUUUAAAGUGAGUGAUAAUCAAGUCUUUGAGAAGUCUGCUCAUGUGGGCGGCCGGGCUCGCCUUUUCCACCAUGCUGGUAGCUCCUACGAAGCUGGCGCCUCCAUCAUCCACAUCCAGAAUCGCUACCUCGUGGAGUUUGCGGCAGAGUUUGGGCUUGGGCAGCUGCAGCCGGUGGAGACACGCCUGGGUCUGCACGACGGGCGGGACUUGCUCUUUGAGACCAGCGACAGGCGAGCAGUGACUUUGGCCCGGAUGCUCUGGCGUUAUGGGCUUGGCCCCCUCCGACUCGAUCGCUGGGUGAGUGGCUUCCUCAAGAAGUUCGAGCAGGUGUACCGUCUGCAGAAGGAAGGCAAGGCUUUCAGCACGCCCCGGCGACUUCUGGCAUCCUUGGACAGCCGGUUUUCCCAGAUGCUGGAUGAGACGCUGGAGGAGCGGCUGAACCGGGACGGCUUCGAUCGCCGGCUGAUCCAAGAGCUGGCCAGUGGCAUGGUCCGCGUCAACUACGGCCAAGGCCUCGAAAUCGGCGCCUUCGUUGGGGCCGUGGCGCUCUGCGGCUCCCAGGGCCCACUCUGGGCCGUGGAGGGCGGCAACCAGGCGCUGGCGUCGAAGAUCCUGGAAUCCUCUGGCGCCAUCCUUCGACAGGCUGCCAUUCGGCGAGUGGAAGUCGCCGGGAGUCGCUACCGGCUUCAUGCGGACGUCGUGGGGGAGCCGGAGACUAUGUUUGGUGACUACGACUUGGUGUUCUUGGCCGCGCCACUGCAGGACGGGCAGGCUCUACAGCUCCCCAGCACCGUCUCCCUCCAGCCCUCGCUUUACCAGAGAAUCUACGCGACCUUCUUCGAUGCCCCGCCUGAUGCCAAGGCCCUGGGCAGUUCUGGCCCUGUGCCGGGCAUACUUCUGAGCAGCACCGGCCAGGGAUUCAACAGCAUCGGGCUGCACAAUAGCUCCCGGAGGGGGGAUGGCAAGCUGAUUUGGAAGGUCUUCUCUCCUGCUCCCUUGACGGAGGAGCAGUCGAAGGAGCUCUUCCCCAAUGCCCAGAAGUGCGAAACCUUCGGAUGGUGGGCCUACCCCAAGUACGAGGUGAGGGAUGCCAAGUCCAAGGACACCGACUUUUGCUUGGAUGGGGCCGGCCUCUAUUAUUGCAACGCCAUCGAGGAGACUGCCAGCGCCAUGGAGAUGGCCGUAUUGGGUGCCAAGAACUGUGUUCUGCUGGCAAGCCACCGAUGGAAGGGAACACGCAGCAACAUCGACCCUGCGCCGGCGGCACGGCUUUAG
Symbiodinium natans is the source of this 1278-nucleotide messenger RNA. The record is from the annotation of a GenBank genome assembly. NCBI's taxonomy places the organism in Eukaryota, Dinophyceae, Suessiales, Symbiodiniaceae.